AUGGCGAAGACCUUUAGCAAGGACGACGUGGCGUCGCACAGCAAAGGCGACAGCCCGUGGAUUAUCAUCGAUGAGGACGUCUACGAUGUCUCCAAGUUCCAAGACGAGCACCCUGGUAAGUCCGAGUCCCACACGAGCGGAGGAAUUCCGUGCGCUGGUCGCAUGAGGAUUGCAGCCGUGCAGAAUUACGAUCAUGUGCUGACCGCGAUGGCAAAUAGGUGGAAAGAAGAGUACGUCAUGGCUCGGACCAAGAACGCCGAAAGAUGCGAUAUUGACAUGUGCGCAGUUCUCCAGCGAGUUGCCGGCAAGGACGCCUCCAAGCAGUUUUGGAAGUACCACAACGAGGGAAUCUUGAAGAAGUACAAGGGCCAGCUGCAGAUCGGGUCGUUGAACACGAAGAAGGCCGCCGAGCCUGUUCCCGCGCCGGCACCCGCGCCCAAGCCCAAGCCUGCUGCCGCCCCGAAGCCGCAGUCCGAUUCCGCCGUGCCUCCGCCGGCCUCCGCCGCGCCGCAAGACCCCUUCGGCGACCUGAUUCCCUUUGCCGAUCCCUCCUGGUACCAGGGUUACUCCUCCCCCUACUUCAACGAGACUCACGCCGCUCUCCGUGAGGAAGUGCGCCAAUGGGUCGAGUCCGAGAUCGAGCCAUAUGUCCACGAGUGGGACGAGGGUAAAGAGGUUCCGGGUCACAUUUACAAGCAGAUGGGUGAGCGCGGCUACCUGGCCGGUUUGCUGGGUGGCGCAUUCCCUUCGAAGCACACCCCUCACCGUGUUCAGUCUGUCUCCCCGGAGCGCUGGGACUUGUUCCACGAGAUGCUGUUAACCGAUGAGCUGUCCCGUGCUGGUAGCGGUGGUCUGGUUUGGAACCUGGUAGGUGGCUAUGGCAUUGGUUGCCCGCCUCUGGUCAAGUUUGGCAAGCCAGAGCUGGUGGACCGCAUUCUGCCUGGUAUUUUGGCCGGUGACAAGCGCAUUUGCUUGGCUAUCACUGAGCCUGAUGCGGGUAGUGAUGUCGCCAACCUGGGUUGCGAGGCCAAGCUCAGCGAGGAUGGCAAGCACUACAUUGUCAACGGUGAGAAGAAGUGGAUCACCAACGGUGUCUGGGCCGACUACUUCACUACUGCCGUUCGCACUGGCAAGCCCGGCAUGAACGGACUGAGUGUCCUGCUGAUUGAACGCGAGGCCGGUGGUGUCAACACCCGCCGCAUGGACUGUCAGGGUGUGUUGAGCAGUGGUACCACCUACGUGACCUUCGAAGACGUCAAAGUCCCCGUCGAGAACAUCAUUGGCAAGGAGAACCAGGGUUUCAAGGUCAUCAUGACCAACUUCAACCACGAACGUAUUGGAAUUGUCAUCCAGUGCGUUCGCUUCGCCCGUGUCUGCUAUGAGGAAGCCAUGAAGUACGCCCACAAGCGCAAGACCUUCGGCAAGCGUCUCAUCGACCACGCCGUCAUCCGUAUGAAGCUGGCCCACAUGGCCCGCCAGAUCGAGGCAACGUACAACUGGCUCGAGAACAUCAUCUUCCAAUGCCAGUCCAUGGAGGAGACCGAAGCCAUGCUCAAGCUGGGCGGUGCCAUCGCCGGCCUGAAGGCCCAAUCGACCCAGACCUUCGAGUUCUGCGCCCGCGAGGCUAGUCAGAUAUUCGGUGGUCUCAGCUACAGCCGUGGCGGCCAGGGCGGCAAGGUCGAGCGCCUGUAUCGGGAUGUUCGUGCCUACGCCAUCCCCGGUGGCAGUGAGGAAAUCAUGCUGGACCUGAGUAUGCGUCAGAGUUUGCGUGUGCACCAGAUGUUUGGCAUGAAGCUUUAA
Penicillium argentinense is the source of this 1800-nucleotide messenger RNA. Its product is annotated as putative acyl-CoA dehydrogenase. The transcript has 2 exons. NCBI's taxonomy places the organism in Eukaryota, Fungi, Ascomycota, Eurotiomycetes, Eurotiales, Aspergillaceae. Bases 1 to 1800 code for a protein of 599 amino acids. Gene Ontology annotation, molecular function: flavin adenine dinucleotide binding; oxidoreductase activity, acting on the CH-CH group of donors. The record is from RefSeq and is a predicted model, not a curated record.